AUGGAUUUAUUAAAUCUGCCUGUUGUUAUGGUUGAGAACAUACUAUCAUAUCUUUCUUACGACGAGAUUGCGAAGAAUAGACUGGUGUCAAAAGCCUUCAAUGAGGUAUGCAUGCGGAUGUUAAACAGAGGUUUCCUGAUGAUUGAGAGGAGACACGCCCUGUCCCUAAAGAGUGUGAAGUCGCAGUUGCCACGUAGAGAGUCUGAACGAAGAUAUCACCCGUUGGCGAGACAUUGCGAUAUUCUCACAUCGAUAGAAACGCGAAUAUCGAUGCUAAAUAUGACAUACUCAAAAUUCAUCGACAACGGAAUUUGCUGUUUCAUUCCGGGGAAGGUCAUAGACGAGAUCAGACGCGUCCUUAUACUAGUGGAGACUUCAAAAACUCCACCCAGGGCCCACGAAGUGCUGCAGGAGUUGCGUGAUAUAUCUAGUAUGGCUAUAGAACAUUUCGAUGACAAAAUCUCCCCCGCCUUCCGCAAACGUUUGCAGGAGGGUGUGGUUCAGCCAGCGCCGAGACCAUCACACACUGUCCUGGCUCCACUUGCAAUGCCUCAAGAGAUUCUACAACUCAGGAGGAGAUCCAUACUCAACGCGAAACUGUCCUUGUACCUAGCCUCGCAGUACAAGAAGUUCUAUAAACGGAUGCUGGUGUACAAGCGUAUUGCUUGGGGACAGCAAAAGAUGAUUAGAGGUCUAUCCCAGCGACAGAGGGACCAAAACGCCGCUAUUGCGGAUUUAAAGAAACGUAUAGAAGAGUGUGAUAUUAAGUACAGUGAACUAACACAUACGAAUCAGGCUGUCGGAGGAAAAGCGAUUUCUGCAAAUGCAGCUAGUGAGGCCUCAUCAUCGCCACAGCCUUUGAGGCAUUUCGGCAGUCAGAUCAAACUGGACCUGUCCGUUUUACCCAUAGGUACAUCAAAGCGGAACCAAAAUAAAUUAUUACCAAACAUAAAGCCCCGCAAGCCGCUAAUAAAUCUACCCAGCAUAUCGGAGGGCGACUUGGAGCAUCCGAAACAGAAAAACCGUCAAUGUAGCCCAGUCCCAUCGACAUCAACAAGCCAGAGCCCGAGGGCCAAGACCCAGUCGACGAUCGCCAAAAUUCGAGGUAUCACCAACGAAAUAAGGCACCUGAGCAAUCUGUCCAAGAGUUUCGAGCGGAAACUCAAGCGUCCGCUCAACCUCGGCCUUCAAGAUUACUUGGAAACUGAUAGCAAGAAGCAGAAGUUAGAUUAA
Messenger RNA from Parnassius apollo (apollo), 1233 nucleotides. Lineage: Eukaryota; Metazoa; Arthropoda; Insecta; Lepidoptera; Papilionidae. The record is from the annotation of a GenBank genome assembly.